AUGGGAACGAGAGAAGUAUACGAAGAGAAGCUGAGGCGUGGGAAUCUUGAUUAUGAUACGACAAUGAACCCUGGUCUUGGUUCUGCUCGGUGUCCUCGUUGCCUUUCCCUCUUAAACCCUAAUCCAGAGAAAGGAGAGUGGACCAUCACUUCAGUUCUGCAUGAUGCUGCUGCUGUGCCUGGCUCUGGUAUUGGUGGCUUGCUUAGUGCCGUCCAUGCUUUCAAUACAGGGAUACCCGAUCUUCAAAAUCGGUUUCCUGGGUCAAAGCGGCUCUCCUUUCUUGUAGGAGUUCCAUUGCUGUUAGGAUAUUCAGGUGUAGGGGCUGCCUUUGGAGGUAACAUGAUCUUCUUUGCACCUGAACUUUUUGAUCUUGUAACAAUAUUUGAUCAGCUGACAGUUACCUCGUAUUAUGCAUCUUCAAGUGCUUCACAUUAUGGGAUCUCUAUGCUCACCCGCCAUAUCGAAGAAUAUUACCUCUCUCGAACUCUGAAAGAAUAA
Brassica oleracea var. oleracea is the source of this 498-nucleotide messenger RNA. RefSeq lists its product as uncharacterized. The coding region runs from base 1 to 498 and encodes 165 amino acids. The transcript has 6 exons. Lineage: Eukaryota; Viridiplantae; Streptophyta; Magnoliopsida; Brassicales; Brassicaceae. The record is from RefSeq and is a predicted model, not a curated record.